CUGCGCCGGAUUGGUAGUAGGCGCUACCUCACCAAGCCUCCUUGUGAAAGAAAGAAAAGAUUAAAUAAAGCAUGACCAGCCCGCCGAAUCUCUCGGAGGGGCCGAUGCAAACCGGCCUGGCCGCCUUCAACGCGGCGGAGAAAAUCAGUUCGGAGUUCCUCGCGAUCAGCUACGGCGCUUUGGUCCGGCAGAUGAUCGACGACCUCCCCCAGGCGGACGACGUCGAGGCGGUCAACCAACAACUCGAGGCCGUCGGCCAGCGCAUCGGGGCGCGGCUCGUGGAGGAAUUCAGCAUGCGGAGCGGCGCGGCCCCCUGCCGGAGCUUCGCCCAGGCCGCGGAAAGUGUCGCGUGGGUGGGAUUUCGCAUGUUUUUGAACCUCAGCGCCGAGGUCGCGCCGGUGAAGGACAGCGCGGACGCCUUUUCCAUCACUUUUUACGAUAACCCCCUCGCGUUGUUUGUGGAGCUGCCGCCGGGGCCGCUGUCGGGGCAGUUGUGGUACUCCAACAUCCUCUGCGGCGCGAUCGCCGGGGCCCUCACCAUCGUGGGCUUCCGCUGCGAGGUCCGCUUUGUCUGCGAUAAGCUCCGCGGCGACCCCAAGAACGAAAUCACAAUCCACUUUAAAGGCCGCGAAAGGGAGACAUUCCAGGUCGAGGAGAAGUAA
Molecule: messenger RNA, 662 nt
Organism: Phytomonas sp. Hart1
Lineage: Eukaryota; Euglenozoa; Kinetoplastea; Trypanosomatida; Trypanosomatidae
Source: the annotation of a GenBank genome assembly